Messenger RNA from Fimicolochytrium jonesii, 3354 nucleotides. RefSeq lists its product as uncharacterized. The transcript has 14 exons. NCBI's taxonomy places the organism in Eukaryota, Fungi, Chytridiomycota, Chytridiomycetes, Spizellomycetales, Powellomycetaceae. The record is from RefSeq and is a predicted model, not a curated record. Gene Ontology annotation, molecular function: protein kinase binding; molecular adaptor activity. Gene Ontology annotation, biological process: piecemeal microautophagy of the nucleus; autophagosome assembly; autophagy of mitochondrion. Gene Ontology annotation, cellular component: Atg1/ULK1 kinase complex; phagophore assembly site membrane; extrinsic component of membrane. Bases 1 to 3354 code for a protein of 1117 amino acids.
AUGUAUCACGAAGCCAUAUGCGAGAGAUCUUUGCAAGAACAAAGGGUCCAAAUUGACGGAUUCAACAUCGCUCUGAUGAAUCUCAAGGGUUACAGUCGUUCUGUCUGUGAUGCCUUCGACAACUUUUAUUCGCAUGCUCAGAAAGAAAUGAGCAAACACGCCACCCUGUUGCAAAGCUUCCCAACAGAUAUGCAGGCUCUGCAUCGGAUACCAAUCCAUGAGUCUAUAGCACCCGAAGAUCAGCAUCUCUCGGAUUACGUUCCGGAAGAUAAGCUCAUCACCUGGGCCGAGAACUGCCGGGUCGCACAUGAUCUGCUCGUCAAGAAGUUGUCGUCGGCUACUGAAAUCAUCAAGACCGUACGCUCUGGGACAGAGGCAGAAAUUAACGCUGCUUUGAGCAUUGACUUGAACCGCCUCGAAAACGAUAUGACAGAAGUCCAGAACGCACGAAGGCGAUUGGAAACGAAGCAUCAACGACUGGAACGAGACAUCUCUAAAGUGGAGGAAGCGAUCGAAGAGAUUCGGUUGUCUUCUUCCAUGGCCCGCGAUAGGAUGACGUCGCUUGAGCAUUUGCAUCAAAUACAUCGCGAUGAAUACCUGCCGAACGUAUCCGAAUCCGAUAUACUGAUACGAAACAAAACAUCGAACAUGCUGGAUUCCAAGCGUCACCUUUCAGAGACGGUGCUCAUGCGCCUCCAAACCAUAUCGAGCAUCCAGUCGAAAAUCGCCACUGUGUCACCAACCAUAAGUGACUUAAGCAACACCCUGAACUCCCACACACAGGCGUUUGCUCAGUUGCUACAUGUACAUAGGAUGCCGGCAGCAUGGGGAGCAACUCUCGCUGAAAUCGUCCGGCGCCGAGAAUUUGUCAGGGUCUUCAUCAGCAAGGCGAGGGAAAUGGCAGACUGUCUCGGAAAGUUUCGGAUUCAGGAGGAAAAGCGACGGGACACCUUCAGAAACGAAAUCGUCAAGUACAUCCCAAAUGGCCUGAUCGAAGGUCUCGACGACAGACCUCCCUACUGCGAGGUUUCCUUGUCAAAUACGAAAGACAAGCUACCUUCUGUCUCUCGGGAAGACCUCAAUGAUUUCGAGAAACUGGUAUCAAGCAUUCAUGCUACCUUGGUCGAAAACGAGCCUGUUGACCCAUCCGCAAGUCAAACGCAUUCGAACCACAGCAUAUCGAAACUCAUGGCGACCAUCGUCAAAAUGUCAACUCAGGUUGAUGCUACUAGCAGCGACUUCGAGCGGAUCCUCGCCAAGACCGGCUUUUCCGACCGCUUGGCACAGCUCGAAGAGGAGAACUCACGUUUACGCACGCAUUUGGCACAUUCUCAACUGGGCAUCCGAUCGACAUCGCUGAGCCGAAGUCCCUCUUCCGGACCGACAGUUGUCGCCGCAUAUGAACAAGAGAUCACCGCAUUACGACAUCGUCUCCUUGAAGCUGACGCUAAAUGCAUCGCGCUCGAGAGGCGAAGCCAUGAGCAGGAAGACACAAGGAAACAACUGCUACAACAAAAUGUGAAGGCUUCCCAGGCAAAUGACGCCGAGUCACAGAAUGUGCUGCAUACUUUAGAGGCCGAAAGGGAUAAGAUGAAGGAGCAGCUCGACCGCGCACAAGCGGACGCUGCUGCAGCUCUGGAACGGCAGGCAGCUAUGCGACAGGAACUUGACAAGGUAUUAAAUCGAGCGUAUCUGUACACAUCCUUGUCUUCUAAGACGUACAAUUUCCUCGAUGAGGUCCGCGAAGGGCUCAAUGAUUGCAGCGCAGCCCUUCAUCGCCCAGCAGUGGAUGCAUCUGGUGAAGCUGUAUCACUUCCUGUUAGUCCAUCAGGAAGAGCAACAGACGACAUCCGUAAAGGCCUGCGUGCAUUGCAGGACGACAUCUUGUGUCAGGCCGCUGAAUUGAGCAAUAUCAGGGAGAUGAUUCAUGAGGAUGAAGAUCGUGAGAAUUCUGAGUCCCUGGAGGGCGAAAUCAUCGCUCUGGCAGCUGAAGUUGCAGAGUUACGGACCAACUCUCAAAUGGCCAAUGCGCAGCUGAGUAUGACGCGUGAGCAGCUCACGUCAACGGAAGCGCGCGAAGCCGUUUUGGAGGCCGACGUCCUCUCGCUGCGAGCCAUUGUGAAGAGAGCUGAAGAGGAUUUUACCACUGCGAAGAACUCUCUAAGAAACAUGGAGGUAGCUCUGGAGGCAAAGAGUCGGGAGACGGAUGAUGUGCAGGCCCAGUUCACCAUGGUUAGGAAAGAGUGGUCCCAGGGGGUGCGCAUGCUGGUAACGAAGCUGGAGAAAGUCCGCGAGCUUCUGCAGGAGGAAGGGGGCGGUGAAGAAGAGGAGUCGUCCUAUGUCAUGCCUGACUCGCCUGGAGCUGGUUUGGGCAUACAUGGCGGCGAAGAGGAACCGUCCAUCUUGUCGUCGCCAAACUCGGCCGUGGAAGAACUGCAAUCAUGUGUCGCAAGCGUCGAGGAAUUGUAUAUCGAGCUCCGGGAAUGGAUGACAGCCCGCGCGCCGCCAGCCACGGAAACAACCGGCACAGAAACUACAGAGGUGCUUACGAUCAGCACUGGUCUCCAAACGGUCGAUAUUGAGACUACAGAUGAGGAAUCGCAAAGCCCCGAGGAUGGUUCGCGGCCAUCAUCCCCAACAGCCGGCCGCGUAGAGUUGGCGAAACUUUUUCAAGUCCACAGCAGGCGAGAUAGCGGUGUCAUCGUUGAGCUGUCAAACCGUCUUUCCGAUCUCUGCAGAUAUUAUGAUGAGCUCGUCUCAUCGAUAUCUGGCGAGAGUCUUCAGCACCAAGUUGUUGUGCAAUGCGAAGCGCUGUCGAAAUCUUAUCAAGGUCUAUCCUUGCUAUUGGAGAAGAUGGACCCUUCUGGGAUGACCGCGCAGGAGGUUCAACAGGCAUUUGACGAUGCAGUAGGGAACGUCCCAUCGGCGAUUCAUCUCAUUCUGGAUGCUGAGAGCGCCAAAGAAAAGGCCCUGGAGAGAUGGAAAGGCGUUAUCGGGGACGAGUUGCCGGCUUUGAAAGCGUCAUAUCAAAAGUCAAUAGCAGCAUUGGCAGACAGGAUCUCCUUUCGCAAUUUCGAAAUCAAUGAUCUGGCAUUAUUCCUACCCACCAAGCAUCCAAAAGCUUGGGCAGCGUUCAACGUCAACGCCCCACACUAUUUCCUGGCUCCCGAGGCCAGCGGGCUGUUCGAAGACCGAAUCAAGAGCCGAGAUUACAUAUUAGCCUACAUAACAGGCAUCCAAGAGUGCAUGGUGAAUCACCGUGAUCCAGGCAGCAAUCCCUUCGGACUGGCGUCCAAUUCCAAGUUCAGAUUUUGCCUAGUUAGACCUUACCAGAAGAUAGAGAAAAGGCGGUGA